Tupaia belangeri chinensis (Chinese tree shrew) is the source of this 747-nucleotide messenger RNA. It is a transcript of the gene MRPL17, whose product is annotated as mitochondrial ribosomal protein L17. The record is from RefSeq and is a predicted model, not a curated record. Lineage: Eukaryota; Metazoa; Chordata; Mammalia; Scandentia; Tupaiidae. Bases 35 to 565 code for a protein of 176 amino acids. The transcript has 3 exons. Gene Ontology annotation, biological process: translation. Gene Ontology annotation, molecular function: structural constituent of ribosome. Gene Ontology annotation, cellular component: ribosome; mitochondrial large ribosomal subunit.
UCCGGCCUCCAGGGGGCAGGGAGUAGCGGUGAACAUGCGGCUGUCGGUGGCGGCCGCCAUCGCGCAUGGCCGCGUAUAUCGUCGCCUGGGCCUUGGUCCGGAGUCCCGUAUCCACCUGUUGCGGAAUUUGCUCACGGGCCUGGUGCGACACGAACGCAUCGAGGCGUCAUGGGCGCGCGUGGACGAGAUGAGGGGCUACGCGGAGAAGCUCAUCGACUAUGGGAAGCUAGGAGACACCAACGAACGAGCCAUGCGGAUGGCUGACUUCUGGCUUACGGAGAAGGACUUAAUCCCGAAGCUGUUUCAAGUCCUAGCCCCUCGUUUCCGAGAUCAGAAUGGGGGCUAUACGAGAAUGUUGCAGAUUCCAAAUCGGAGUGAGCAGGAUCGUGCCAAGAUGGCAGUGAUCGAGUAUAAAGGGAACUGUCUCCCACCCCUGCCUCUGCCUCCCAGAGACAGCAACCUGACCCUUCUAAACCAGCUGCUUCAAGGACUGCAGCAGGACCUCAGCCAAAACCAGGAAGCAAGCAUCUGCAACACCCACGCAGCUCAAACUCCAGGGAUUUAAUUAGAGCUGGAGAGUCUGUAGCAUACCCUCAUCAGUGCCCAUGGUCACAGGGUUUUGAGCUCUGUUAAUGAGUGAGAUCUGGAACUAGAGUUGUUAAAUGGGUAAUAUUGAUGGGUUUCCUGGGAAAACAUAUAACCCUCUCUGCACAAUAGAUUAAAUCCUUAUAAAAAUAUAUAAAAUGA